This is a messenger RNA of Rotaria sp. Silwood1, 1980 nucleotides long. The record is from the annotation of a GenBank genome assembly. Lineage: Eukaryota; Metazoa; Rotifera; Eurotatoria; Philodinida; Philodinidae.
AUGACUGCGACACAAAAUGAAAUUCAAUUAUUGAUUGAAUGCUGUAUAUGUUGCGACUAUUUAACUGAUGUUCGAGAAACUCCAUGUUGUCAUCAACUUUUCUGUCUUUCGUGUAUUAAGUCAUGGCUUCAACAAUCGGCUCACAACUGUCCCCGAUGUCGUUCAUCGGCAUUGACCGAACAAACAUUAACAAAAAAUGUUGUUAUUCAACGUUUUGUCGAUAAUCUUCAAUUCGAUUGUCCACAUAAAUUACAAGGAUGUCCAGCUAAAAUACCUAGAAUUGAUUUGACUAAACACAAACAAUCGUGUCCUUAUUCACCUGAUAAAAUGAAGAAUCAGCGACAACAAAAACUAUCGCAAUUGCGUCUUAAAUUACGACAAUUCAAUAAUUCAAAGAAAAAUACAAACAACAAUGGAUUAUACGAUAUAGCCCAAGCAUUUUAUGAUGAACAUGAAUAUGAUGAAGCACGAAAAUGUUUAAAAAUGAUUAAGAAUACACAAAAUACAUUCGAUAUUAUCCAUCUCAAUGCAAAAAUUGAACAUGAUGAUGGUCAAUAUGAUAAAGCGUUAGAAUUAUAUGCACGUGCUUAUUCAAAUACAAACUCAACACCUCAACGAAUCGAAAUACUUUUAGCUACAGGACAUAUUUAUCUGAAAAAAGCGAAAUAUCCAGAAGCUAAAGAUGCAUUUAUUCGAACACUUGAUCUUUUACCAGAUAAUGAUCAAUCAACAAAAAAAGCUGAAAUUUUCAAUGGUAUUGGACUUGUUGCUAAGAAAUGUUCUGAUUAUGAUCAAGCUAUUUCGGCUUAUAAUAAAGCACUUGAAAUAGUUGAUACAAAAUCAAGUCUUUGGUCAGAAAUCGCUGCUAAUCUAGCAGAUAUUUUACGUAAAAAAGGUAAUUAUAAUGAAUCUCAUGAACUAUAUUUGAAAGCUCUUGAGCAACUGGAGUCAGUACAUGGACAAAAUCAUCCAUCCGUUGCCGAUAUUAUGAAUAAUUUAGGUAUUUUGUUAAAGAAAGAAGGAAAAUAUGUUGAAGCAUUGGAUUAUCUCAAACAAGCUUUGAGAAUAUCUAAACAUUAUUAUGGUGAUAAACAUGAAUCUAUUGGCAUGUAUUUGGGAAAUAUUGGUGAUAUUUAUCGAAAGCGAGGUGAUUACAAAACAGCCGAAGCUACAUACAAGGAGGCACUGGCAGCAUUGCAAGUAUCAUUAGGACCCAAUCAUAUUGAAGUAGCUGAAGUACUCAAUUCAAUGGGUCUCGUAUUAAAGAAGAGAGCCGAUUAUGAUGGAGCCGAAGUACUCUAUAAAAGAGCAAUUAAAAUUGUUCAUGAUACAUUUGGUCACGAUCAAGAACAUUAUAAGUUGGGUAUCUACUACAAUAAUCUGGCAGAUCUUGAUCGAAAAAGAAAUAAUUUUGAAGAUGCUCUACAUCUCUAUCAACGAGCUUUAACAGCUAUCGAAAAAACACUCGGUCCUGAACAUUCUGAAGCAGCUGAAAUCUUACAUAAUAUUGGUCAAGUUCAACAUCAACUGGGCAACUUUGAACAAGCUAUCAUUCAUAUUGAUCGAGCACUUGCUAUUAUUAAAAAAGAAUUUAAUGAUCGACAUCAUAAAUAUGGAAUUUUUCUCAAUUCUCUUGGUCUUGCUUAUGCUAUGAUGAAUGAUUACGAUACAGCUUAUAUACAUGUCAAACAAGCUUUACAAAUUUUGUUGACUACACUAGGUGUUGAUCAUAUUGAGGUGUGUGAUGUUCAUUCAAAUUUGGGCGAUAUUUGCAUGAAAAUAGUAGCCGAAAUGGAUAGCAAAACAAAUAAUGAAAAAACUAAGGAGGAAUCAACUGAAAAACAGGCCAAACUGGAUGAAGCAAAAAAAUAUUAUACGGAAGCUCAUCGUAUUGUUCAAAAGACAUUUGGUUCUGAACACACAAAAGCGAAACAAUGUCUUUCCCUCUUAUUUAUUGUUGAUAAUUACCAAACUUUGUAA